AGCAACUUCAGCAGGCUCAAAUCUUACAUAUCCAGCAUCAGCAACAACGGCUGGCUGCAACAAUAGGCCAUACAACGUCACCGCCAGGUACACCUACUAGCCCUAAGCAAAUCAGUGCGCCACAGAGUAGUUUAUCUUCCUCAGCAUCUGCCUCAACAUCAACAGCUGGAGCCACAGUAAAUGCACAAACACAGCGUUUGGUUGCCACGCGCAUCUACAUUCAAACCGAAACUGAUUUCAAGUCAGUCAACCUUGCACCAAACUCUACUGCUCUGGAUGUCCUGCAUAUGCUGGAGCAGCGGGGCAGUUUUGGCGAGCGGGGAGACCCUCGUCAUCAUGACCGAUGGACUAUCUUUGAAUACUCUAAAGAAUUCAUGAUCGAACGUCCAUUGCGCGAUUUUGAAGUUGUAUUAGACAUUAUGAAAGUUUGGGAGACUGAUAAAGAUAACAAGUUCAUCUGUAAGAGCUUCCCCGCGCGAGAUGAGCUGACAGCAAAAGAGGUUUUACGCUUGGUUGGGCCGGGUCAAGAGAGCUUUGUACGGCCCCAUGGCUGGGUUCAUUUAGAAACAAAAAAGAACAAGUGGGUCAAGCGAUAUCUGCAUAUCACGGAUACGGCCGUCUAUCAUUCCAAAGAUAACAAGUUCAACGGAGAGAGUAUGCUUUGCAUGCUUCGCAAUUUCGACGUGUAUGCCGUACAAGUUCCACGCAAGAAAGCACCUACGAAGUUUGGAUUUGCACUCAAGUCAUCCGAUAGCAUUCAUAUGUUUGAGACACCAGAAGACGACUAUAUUCACUACAUUUGUACAGAAUCGGGUGAGUCGCUUCGAGAAUGGUUGGUAGGUCUUCGUGCAGCUAAGGGAAUAUUCAUGUAUCAUGCAAACCCGGAGAUGGUGCGUGAAGGACAAAAGCAUGCAGUAGAGCUGAUGUCAUCAGGAAACCAGGAUGGAUCAAUGCGAGGGAACCUUACAGAGGAGCAGGUGAGCAUGGCAGAGGCGAAGCUUGCUGGAUUGGGCUUGUCUUUGAACGGCAACUUGUCAAAUAGAUUGCGCUAGAU
Molecule: messenger RNA, 1054 nt
Organism: Lobosporangium transversale
Lineage: Eukaryota; Fungi; Mortierellomycota; Mortierellomycetes; Mortierellales; Mortierellaceae
Exons: 3
Coding region: 288-1052 (254 amino acids)
Source: RefSeq, a predicted model, not a curated record